GAAGCACAGACAAGAUGAGAGAUUUGAUAGUAUUGGGAGGAAGCUCACACCCCAGUCUCACCCGGAAUAUAUGUCGUAACUUGACUACCGAACAAGGGCUAGUUGAUCUGAAGAAAUUUAGUAAUGGAGAAACUAGUAUUGAGAUUCGAGAUUCAGUUAGAGAAAAAGAUGUUUUCAUAAUUCAAAGUGGAUGUGGACAAGUUAAUGACAAUUUCAUUGAAUUGUUGAUUAUGAUAGCAGCAUGUAAGACAGCCAGUGCCAAAAGAGUUACGGCGGUAUUACCAUUAUUUCCAUAUUCACGUCAACCCGAUGUACCGCAUGCAGCAUCAAUUACUGGAGCACCAUCUAUAAGUACUAAGAAGGAACAAUAUACUUUUGAAAGUGCUCCCAGCACCCCCAGACCAUUGAGUAGAAAUGAUGAUGUAGCAUCACCACCAUUAUCAUUAAACUAUGGAGCAAAUAAUAAUAAUGAAUUAUUGAAUCGAGCAGCCAUUAAUAAUGCUAACAGUGGGAUUAAACAGCCAAUUGCAAGUAGACCGGCCACCCAAGCCAUAGCAGAAACUGAUGUUAAUGGUAAAACCGAAAGUGGAUAUAAACAAUGGAUUGCACAAAAUGGAACCCUUAUAGCAAAUUUAUUAACUACAGCAGGUGCCGAUAGAUGUAUUACUAUGGAUUUACAUGAUGCUCAAUUCCAAGGGUUUUUCAAUAUUCCGGUUGAUAAUUUAUACCUGAAACCAUUAUUAAAACAUUAUAUCAUGGAUUAUAUUCCAAACUAUGAAGAAUGUGUUAUAGUAAGUCCUGAUAGUGGAGGAGCUAAAAGAGCCACAUCCUUAGCCGAUGCCUUGGGAUGCUCUUUUGCAUUGAUUCAUAAAGAACGUAGAGCCAAAUUAGCCAAAAACCCUCCUUCUACCGCUGCCAGUGCAUCUUCCAAUAAAGGUCCCUUAACAGUGAUAAGCGGGGGUAGUAUUGGAAUGUCCAGUAGUACUAGUGUCAAUACCACUGCUAAUGCUACCACCACCAUGGUUGCAACUACAAUGUUGGUGGGAGACGUUAAAGAUAAAGUAUGUGUUUUGGUUGAUGAUUUAAUUGAUACUUCUUACACCAUCACCAGAGCUGCCAAAUUACUAAAAGACCAGGGUGCCAAAUACGUUUAUGCUUUGGUCAGCCAUGGGAUCAUGAGUGGAGACGCCGUUAAUAGAAUUAACAAAAGUGCCAUUGACAAAUUAAUCGUUACCAAUUCAGUACCACAAUUAGAUCAUAUUUCUCAAUUGGGCGACAAAUUAGAAGUUUUGGACGUUUCAAGAAUAUUGGCUGAGGCCAUUAGAAGAAUACAUAACGGAGAAAGUGUCAGUAUGUUAUUCGAUCACGGUUGGUGAUGUCUAGUUGCAAAUCAUGCUGCAUCCUAAUACCUCUUAUAUAGUUAUAUACAAUUGAAAAACAAACCUACCCUACACGUACCAUCACCCGCCAACUCAGCAUACCUAGUAACUCAGUAUACCCAGCUAUCUCAACCCCAGCUAUCCCAGCACCCAACUAUCCCAGUAUACUAGUAAACUGAUACUGCUAGAGUAGCUGAAUCCCCCCGCUGUCCGAAUCGCUUGUGGUUACCCCGGAUAAUCAUCUCCGAAUUGGAAAACCCUCCC
Molecule: messenger RNA, 1643 nt
Organism: Hyphopichia burtonii NRRL Y-1933
Lineage: Eukaryota; Fungi; Ascomycota; Pichiomycetes; Serinales; Debaryomycetaceae
Gene: PRS5
Product: ribose phosphate diphosphokinase subunit
Exons: 1
Coding region: 15-1376 (453 amino acids)
Biological process (GO): 5-phosphoribose 1-diphosphate biosynthetic process; purine nucleotide biosynthetic process; ribonucleoside monophosphate biosynthetic process
Cellular component (GO): cytoplasm; ribose phosphate diphosphokinase complex
Molecular function (GO): ribose phosphate diphosphokinase activity; magnesium ion binding
Source: RefSeq, a predicted model, not a curated record